Messenger RNA from Apodemus sylvaticus (European woodmouse), 3948 nucleotides. Its product is annotated as zinc finger protein 420-like. NCBI's taxonomy places the organism in Eukaryota, Metazoa, Chordata, Mammalia, Rodentia, Muridae. Bases 438 to 2813 code for a protein of 791 amino acids. Gene Ontology annotation, biological process: negative regulation of transcription by RNA polymerase II. Gene Ontology annotation, molecular function: DNA-binding transcription repressor activity, RNA polymerase II-specific. The record is from RefSeq and is a predicted model, not a curated record. The transcript is spliced from 7 exons.
GCACUUCCUUAAUUGCUCCUGCAGAGUCCGACCUGCUACGUUCUUUCCGAGUCGCCAGCUCCGAACAGCCAGGCCAGAAUGACGUGGAAAUCCUCUUCCCUUGCUACCUGUGCGAUCCACGCGAACUCGAACUGAGCGCUGGGUUUUCGGCCCUAGUUUCCUCCGGAAACCGGAAAACUCUCCUCACCCGGUUUCCCGGCUGCGGGCCUGGGAGAGGCAGCAGCGCAGCGGCGGGAACCGCAGCCCGGCGUCCCUGGAACCUCCCAGGUGUCACACUCCUCAGGUCGUUCAGCUCCCCGUCAAUCUUGAGAGCCCUGGAUGGUGAAGAGAGGAAACUGUAGCACAGGAUCCAGGCAUUCUAGGACAGUGGGGUUCUUGGAGAAGACACUGUUGGGACAUUGAUCUUUACUAGGUUCUAAAGGAUCCAUUGUUCUCCUAUGGCCACUGGAGGCACAGCACAUAAGAAAUACAUAGACCUACCAGCAGAAACUCAGAGAAGAACAACAAGAAGAAUGAAUGCUUCUCCGGUAAAUGUUCUCCAGGGUCUGUUAACAUUCAAGGAUGUAGCUGUGGACUUCUCACAGGAGGAAUGGGAAUGUCUUGACCAUGCUCAGAGGGCAUUGUUUAUGGAUGUGAUGUUGGAGAAUUACAACAAUCUACUUUUUGUGGAGACUCAUUGCAUAUGUCAUAAAUAUGAGAACUUUUGGGAUCAAGAAACACAGCAUAUUGUCCGUGAGGAUGUACAUAUCCAACUGAAGUCUUAUAAAUGUCAUGAACUUGCCAGAAUUAUUCAUGAGUCCAGCCAAACUACACCUUAUAAAACUAACUUCCAGGAUACAUCUAUUGAAUCAUCAAACUUCAACAGACAUGAAACUGGAAACACCAGAGAACCUUGCAAAUAUAAAAAUUGUGCAAACUGUUUAAAUUUGUGUUCUAGCAUUAGUCUAAAUGAAGGAAUCCACAUAAGAAAGGAAGUUGAUGAGGUAUUUUACUUUAAACAAAACCUUAUGCUGAAACAAAACAAAAGCAGGAAGAAACAUUACAAAUGUAGUGAAUAUGACAAAUGCUUCAUCCAGAAAGGUGAUCUUAGAAGUCAUCAGAGAAUGCAUAUAGAAGAAAAGCCCUACAAAUGUAGUAAAUGCAACAAAUACUUUACUCUCAAAAGUGAUCUUAGAAUUCAUAAGAAAAUUCAUACAGGAGACAAACCUUACAAAUGUUUUGAGUGUGACAAAUGCUUUACCAACAAAUAUCGUUUUAGAACUCAUCAGAGAAUACAUUCAGGAGAGAAACCUUACAAAUGUUGUUCGUGUGACAAAUCUUUUACCCAGAAAGGCAAUCUUAGAAGUCAUCAGAGAAUGCAUACAGGAGAGAAACCUUACAAAUGUAGUGAAUGUGACAAAUGUUUUACCCACAAAUGCAGUCUUAGUAUUCAUCAGAUAAUUCAUACAGGGGAGAAACCUUACAAAUGUAGUGAGUGUGACAAAUGCUUUUCUAACAAAAGUGAUCUUAAAAGUCAUCAGAGAGUUCAUACAGGAGAGAAACCUUACAAAUGUAGUGAAUGUGGCAAAUGCUUUACCCGAAAACGCAGUCUUAGUAGUCAUCAGAUAAUUCAUACAGGAGAGAAACCUUACAAAUGUAGUGAGUGUGACAGAUGCUUUCCUAAUGAAAGUGGUCUUAAAAGUCACCAGAGAGUUCAUACAGGAGAGAAACCUUACAAAUGUAGUGAAUGUGACAAAUGCUUUACCCACAGAUACAGUCUUAGUAUUCAUCAGAGACUACAUUCAGGAGAGAAACUUUACAAAUGUAGUGAAUGUGAAAAAUGCUUUACCAAAAAAUACAGUUUUCUUAUUCAUCAGAGAAUUCAUACAGGAGAGAGACCUUACAAGUGUGCUGAAUGUGACAAAUGCUUUACCCAAAAAUACAGUCUUAGUAUUCAUCAGAUAGUUCAUACAGGAGAGAAACUUUACAAAUGUAGUGAGUGUGACAAAUGCUUUUCUAACAAAAGUGAUCUUAAAAGUCAUCAGAGAGUUCAUACAGGAGAGAAACCUUACAAAUGUAGUGAGUGUGACAAAUGCUUUACUCAAAAAUGCAAUCUUAGUAUUCAUCAGUUAAUUCAUACAGGAGAGAAACCUUACAAAUGUAGUGAGUGUGACAAAUGCUUUUCUAACAAAAGUGAUCUUAAAAGUCAUCAGAGAGUUCAUACAGGAGAGAAACCUUACAAAUGUAGUGAAUGUGACAAAUGCUUUACCCACAGAAACAGUCUUAGUAUUCAUCAGAGACUACAUUCAGGAGAGAAACCUUACAAAUGUAGUGAAUGUGAAAAAUGCUUUACCCAAAAAUGCAGUCUUCUUACUCAUCAGAGAAUUCAUACAGGAGAGAGACCUUACAAAUGUGCUGAAUGCGAAAAAUGCUUUGCCAAGAAAAGUGAUCUUAGAUGUCAUAAGAGAAUUCAUACAGGAGAGGAACCUUACAAAUGUAGUGAAUGUGACAAAUCCUUUACCCACAAAUGCUAUCUUAAUAUUCAUCAGAGAAGUCAUACAGGAGAAAGACCUUACAAGUGUAGUGAAUGUGACAAAUGCUUUGCCAACAAAGGCUACCUUGUAAGUCAUCGGAGGAAUCAUACAGGAGAGAAACCUUACAAAUGUGAUGAAUGUGACAAAUGUUUUACUCACAAAUGCAGUCUUAGUAUUCAUCAGAGAUCUCACACAGAAGAGAAACCUUACAUAUGUAGUGAAUGUGGUAAAUUCUUUAGCCACAAGUAUAGUCUCCGCACACAUCAGAGAAUGCAUACAGUAAAGAAAGUUUACAAAUGAGGUGAAUGAGACACAAAUGCAGUCUUAGUAUUCAUCAGGGAAUUCAUGCAGGAGCAAAACCUUUAAAAUGUAGUUAAUAAGAUAAAUUCUUUAGCCAGAAACAAUCUUAUCAAAGAAUGCACACAGUAGAGAAACUUUACAAAUGAAGUGAAUGAGAAAAAUUAUUUACCAAGGAAGAUCAUCUUAGAGCUCAUCAGAGACUACAUAUUGGAGAGACAACUUACAACUGUAGUAAAUAUACAAAUCUUUUAUUGUCUUAGAAUACAUCAAAGAAUACAUACAGGGGAAAAAUCUCAGAAAUGUAAUUGAUGUGGACAUGUCUUUACUGAAAUCUCAGGUCUAAGAAAGUAUCUGGAAAUUUAUAAUGCAGAAAAUGUUUACACUGGAAAAAACUGUGGCAUGUACCCUAUCCAAGCAGUAUUCUUUGCAACACUUGAGACUUCACACUAGAGAAUUAUCAACAUGAAAAAAAUUGUGAACCCCUUCAGGUAAUGUUCAAAUAUUAAAAUCUGUCCAGCAUUUGUAAUGAGAGAAAUUCUGAAAAUGUGACAGUGAAGGAUCUAUUUCAUUAAAAAUGUUUACCAGUUCUCCCGUAAAUAUUCCAUAAUGAAGACCAAGUGUGAAAGCCAGAAGAAUAUGGUAUUGUGUAACAGGUUCCUGGAGACUGAAAUAAUCCAUUAAAAAGGGAAACUGAUUAAAGCAGGUAAUACACCUCUCAAAAUAGGUAAUGAAACUGAUAAUAGUCUGUAUGCUUAACUCAAAUGGAGAAACUCAGACAAAUUAUACUUCUUAAAAUAGAGGGUUUAACAAACUGAGUUACGAAGAUAGGAUGUUCUUUAUCUUAUAGAUAUGCCUACUGAUAUGCAGUUUGCUCCAAGUUUGUAUUCAUAAUCUGUAUCAUAUGGUCGUUUUAAGUUUCAACAUAGCAAUUGUCUUUGUCUCUGUGUAAUUGAUUCUGCAAUAAUCUAUCAUGAAUAAUGUCCAGAUUUUCCUAAUGUUCAUGUGAUUGACUUUCUUUAUAAGAAGUUAAUGACAGGAGAAAUUAUAAUUUACUAAACUGUGAAUGUCAGUGAUGUCACCACCCUAUUCAUAUAUCUUUUGGGUCCUCAGCAAUAAUAAAUGAUUUUCAUUGUAA